Heterotrigona itama is the source of this 632-nucleotide messenger RNA. The record is from the annotation of a GenBank genome assembly. NCBI's taxonomy places the organism in Eukaryota, Metazoa, Arthropoda, Insecta, Hymenoptera, Apidae.
AUUCUGGAUUUAAUGACACCUUCGUCAACGGCGAUGCUCUCGCCGGCGGUGAUUUUGCAGAAAUGGUCGAGGCGAUGAAGAAGGUCGCCUCGCUGGAUACGGAGCUGACCGUCGAGGAGAGGAACCUCCUUUCUGUCGCCUACAAAAAUGUUAUCGGCGCGAGAAGGGCGUCAUGGAGAAUAAUUUCUAGUAUUGAACAAAAGGAGGAGAACAAAGGCGCCGAGAGAAAGCUGGAGAUGAUCCGUCAGUACCGAUCUCAGGUCGAAAAGGAGCUGAAAGACAUCUGUGCCGAUAUUCUUGGAGUUUUGGUCAAACACCUGCUCCCGUGCGCGUCUACUGGCGAGUCGAAAGUCUUCUAUUACAAAAUGAAAGGUGAUUACCACCGCUAUCUUGCUGAGUUCGCCGUCGGCAACGAUAGGAAGGAAGCUGCAGAAAACUCUCUGGUUGCUUACAAAGCAGCGAGCGACACCGCUAUGACAGACUUACCACCGACUCAUCCCAUCCGCUUAGGAUUGGCGCUCAACUUCUCCGUGUUCUAUUAUGAGAUCCUCAAUAGCCCCGACAGAGCAUGCCGUCUCGCGAAGGCAGCCUUUGACGACGCGAUCGCGGAACUAGACACCUUGUCCGAGGAG